Messenger RNA from Capronia coronata CBS 617.96, 450 nucleotides. Its product is annotated as glutathione S-transferase. Bases 1 to 450 code for a protein of 149 amino acids. Gene Ontology annotation, cellular component: endoplasmic reticulum; nuclear envelope; membrane. The transcript is spliced from 2 exons. Lineage: Eukaryota; Fungi; Ascomycota; Eurotiomycetes; Chaetothyriales; Herpotrichiellaceae. The record is from RefSeq and is a predicted model, not a curated record. Gene Ontology annotation, molecular function: glutathione peroxidase activity; glutathione transferase activity.
AUGCCUUUCGCAGUGACAUUCCCCGAUGGCUACGGCUACGUCGUCUUCGUCGCCCUUGGCUUGACUCCUCUACUUGCCUGGGUUCAAGGCUCCGUGGUCGGACCGCUGAGAAAGGCUGCGGGCGUACCAUAUCCCAACAUGUACGCGACACCCCAACAAGUCAAGGAAAGCCGUGAUGCCUACAAAUUCAACUGCGCCCAGCGAGCCCAUGGCAAUCUCUUGGAAAACAUGCCCCAGACAAUGCUCUACAUGCUCUUCGCAGGCUUGGAAUAUCCCAAAGCCACCUUCGCGGUCGGGACAGCUUGGCUGAUCUGCCGGGCAAUCUUUGCCUACGGGUACAUUACGAGCGAGAAGCCGGAUGGGAAAGGAAGGUUGUAUGGUUCAGGAUACCUUCUCAUGCAAGGAGCGCUGUGGGGGAUGUGUGGCGCCCUGGCUUUGAAGAUGCUGUGA